AUGGCAACGAAAAUUCCUACAGAGAUUAUAAUCGAAAUUUGCCUACAUCUAACCCCCAAUGAUCUUUAUUCACUUUCCUCGGUAUGUAGAAAGUAUCGAUCAUUAUUAUGGUCAACAACUACGACAACUCAAGAUAUUUGGCGUCUCUCAAGAUUAAGUUUCGUACCGAAUUUGACCCUUCCACCUCCAUUCUUACAUACUUAUAAUAAAGAACCUCUUAAAAGGAUGAGCGAACAACAAUAUAUUUGGUUGAUGACUUUAUGUGAAAAAUGUCACUUUUGUGAUCAAACAAAUAAAAUGGAAUUAACCAUGUACUGGGAAGGCAAAUUUUACAGUUGUGUGAAAUGCUUGACGAAAAGGGUUAUAAGUGGAGAAACGUUAAAAUCUAAAUGGAAAGUACCUGAAAAGUUAUUACAAUGUUUACAAGAAUUGCCAAAAUCAUUUGAUAUAAUUUGCUGGCAGCCGCAAACCUUUCUUAUUUCCGAAGUAAUAAACUUAUUAAAAGAAUAUGAUCAAUUAAAAAAGCAUGAAAGAAAUGAUUGGAUUGAAAAGAAGAAAAGGGAAAUUGAAAGGUUACAAGGAGAAAACGAGACUUACAGGGAAUUACAUGACGAAUUUUAA
Messenger RNA from Funneliformis mosseae, 621 nucleotides. The record is from the annotation of a GenBank genome assembly. NCBI's taxonomy places the organism in Eukaryota, Fungi, Glomeromycota, Glomeromycetes, Glomerales, Glomeraceae.